AUGGCAGAAACCCUCGUAUUGAAUAACUCUGGCAAAGAUAAGCUAUUUGGAAUUCACGAAACUUCUAAUCAAACCAGAUUACUCAAGAAAUUCAUUCCAAAAAAUUCAUAAGUCGGAAUUCUUGGCAUGAUAGUGCUAGGUUACAUUUUAUGUCCAAUUCAAAAAGUUUAAGGAGCAGCAUCUUUCUUCGGAAAUACAUUAGCUUCUUGCGAAGAAUUCGCUGCAACAUUUGACAACACUUGUGGUAGAUCUACAUACUAUGUACGUGACUCUGGCUCUGAUCCUUUUUCUGGCAUGGAUGGCGCUGAAGUAUCUUGUGUCGUAGGUACCACAUGUCCUUUUACUGGUGCAACAGUAACAGAGGACACUCCUUGCGUUUGGGAAAGAAAACUAUGUGUAACAUGCGCCUCCUAUGGUUUAAAUGCAGCUAAAAUCAGAAUCCAAAGUAAUGGAUUACCAAAUCACUGCUAUUCACCUGAUCAGCCUCCUAAUGAAGUAGAUAUAGACUUUGAAGUUGUCUAUAAUUGGUAAGCCCCAAGGAAUAGACUAUUUAAGAAUCUUACUACAACUGCACAGCUAGAUGCUGUUGUUUGUAAUGCAACCACUUAUUUAAACGAUAAAAUCAAUAAUACUCUUGCUGACCUUGAAGUAUUUGGUGAUUAUUCCUUGAAUGAAACUGUCGGAAUCACAAUUAAUGGAGUAUUGCUUAAAUCAGGUGUAAACGCGACAGGUUAUGAUGUUCUUUAUCCUAAGAAAAAAAAGAAUGAAUAUAUCGGAAGGCUUGAUCUUGAUGCUUGCUUAGGAACAACAUUAGCAACAUCAACUGGAAUUUAAGAACUUGGAGGAACAGAAGAUGCUAGCAGUGAUGGUGUCUAUCAUUACCAUUCAAUGUCACCUUGCAUUUAUAGUGGUUCAGCUUAGGAAUAUAACUUCACUUGCGAUAAGGAGCCAAACUGCAAGAAGAAUGUGUAUAAGUAUAUCUCAUAAAAUGUCACUGAUAGCUUAAGGUCAAUUUAUCCCGUUGGAUUAGCAAAAGAUGGUAGAAUGAUCUAUAGUCCGUUCAGAAUUGAUGGUAAUGUUUGGGAUUCUUGUGAUGUUGAUGUUUGCAACGGUAGAUAUUUCAACGGCUACUACGGAUAUGUGAUGACUCCUUUCUUCCCAUACUCAGUUGGAUGCUGGGGUCCUGGAAACAAUAUUUAAGAUAAGAAAAUUAUCGCUUCAUGCUCAAGCAAUUCUAGACAGUGCCCAUACGAAGGAAAAUUCGGGGCAAACUCUCUUUAUCUCUCUGCAUUCUCUAUGGUAUCACUUUUGGCCAUGAUGGUCUUUCUCGCAUGA
Stylonychia lemnae is the source of this 1335-nucleotide messenger RNA. NCBI's taxonomy places the organism in Eukaryota, Ciliophora, Spirotrichea, Sporadotrichida, Oxytrichidae. The record is from the annotation of a GenBank genome assembly.